AUGGAAUCUGGAUCUGGGUUUUCGAUGUUUUCCUCACUUGCUGGUGAUUUUCAGCUCACCACCUUCCCUAAGACAUUGAUGGAAGAAGCUAAGAAGAAUCCAUGGAAGACAGUGAAGGAGUUCCAAUCAGUUGCGAUAGACAAUAUCUUCCCUCUGCUCAUGAUCUCUGUUUUUGGGCCAGCCAGAGGCAGUGAAUACGCAAGAGCCACAUGGAGCAAUACGAAAAUUCUCAGUCGGUCACUCUUCAAGGAUGGGAUGCUCACUCUCGCUGUGACAAAGACGAGUAUAUCCCAGAAAAAACCCAAUACCACGGUGAGAUUAAUUCCCACUCCAAUUCUGAAGCUUAUUAUUUACUACAUCUACAUCGUCAGACAGAUAGAGAAAGUUCUCCUUAACGUUGGUGGGGUUCAGAUAACGACUAAAUUGGAACGUCGUGAUGAGGAGCAGAGAGAACAGGAAGUUGAUGACUACAUUGAUGAUAUAGAUAAAGAUAAAGACUUGUAUUCUCCACUGACUAACCCCACGAUCGGAGAUAUGCUUGACACAUACAUCUUCCUAUAUGGAGACACCAUCCUGAGCAGCACCAAGCGGACUGCUACAAUUAGAGACUUUAUCUCAAGAAACAUUCCAUUCAAAGGAAAACACCAUGUGAGUGGUACGACAGGAAGGGUUUUACGUCAUGUGCUUAUCCACUAUAACCGUCUAAUCAUCACCAAGGACAGUCAAACUCACUCUCUGAUUCAGUUCAUGGAUCCUAUUGAGCUCAGUGCAAACCAUUCUGUACAGACUGGAUUAUCCACAUAUGCAAAGACGGGUAAAGUGAACUACGUUAUCACGGCCUUAGCCAAUUCUUGGGAGCGUUUUCUCUUUGAAACACCACAGGCCCUAGUUGAUCAACUGGCCGUCAAGUACCAUGUUGAUGACUCUAUCAACACCAAAGACUCAUACCAAUUGCUUGCGGUUGGUAAAAUGCUAUAUGGAAAAUCAUUUGAGUACCGGAACGAUACGCAAUGUUCAAUAACUGAGACAUCGUACUUCACAAAUCAAUCCAUUCUGGUGAAUUUGAAGACUGGUUUCGGGAAGACGAUUACAUCGUUGCUUCCAGCUGCUGCUGAUGCGUUGCACUUUAAACACAGACAUAAUCCGAAUCAUCCAGGGGUGAAGCGUACAACAGUGAUACUUGUUCCCUUUGUUGCUUUGCUACAGCAAUACGAAGAAUUGCUUGCGACGAAAUUCAGAGAUGUGCUUACCUUUGUGAAGCAUUCUCCAAGCGAGGACAUGAACCCAGAUACUCUAAUAUCUCAUGACAUUGUUCUGCUGCAACUUGAACACUGUAGAGACGAUGUUUUGCUUUCGUUCAUGGAUCGGUUUGCGAAACCAACAAUGGCCGUGGAUGGCAACUUCCAUGUCAUUUCACGUAUAGUUGUCGACGAGGCUCAUGUCUUGCU
Messenger RNA from Williopsis jadinii, 1448 nucleotides. Its product is annotated as DEAD/DEAH box helicase family protein. The record is from RefSeq and is a predicted model, not a curated record. The annotation marks the transcript as partial. The transcript has a single exon. Gene Ontology annotation, molecular function: ATP binding; nucleic acid binding. Lineage: Eukaryota; Fungi; Ascomycota; Saccharomycetes; Phaffomycetales; Wickerhamomycetaceae.